Molecule: messenger RNA, 1035 nt
Organism: Verticillium dahliae VdLs.17
Lineage: Eukaryota; Fungi; Ascomycota; Sordariomycetes; Glomerellales; Plectosphaerellaceae
Exons: 1
Coding region: 1-1035 (344 amino acids)
Cellular component (GO): mitochondrion
Molecular function (GO): oxidoreductase activity
Source: RefSeq, a predicted model, not a curated record
AUGCCGCCCAGUCAGCAAAUGAAGGCCUGGCAGUUGUCCUCGCCUGGCCACUUCGAGAAGAACCUGAAACUCCACGAUGACCUCCCCCGUCUCCCCAUUGGUCUCGAGACCGACCAGCUCUUCAUUCAGGUCCUCAGUGCUGGUAUCAACCCUGCAGAUUAUAAGGUCCCCGAACUUGGAGUCUUUGCGCACGCCAUGGUUGAGUUCCCCAAGACUGCGGGCAUGGAUUUCUGCGGCCGUGUUGUUGCCGUGGGCAAGACGAUUGGCGACAUCCGUCCCAGUGAUCUGGUUCUGGGACGUCUUGAGCCGUCCGGCUCCGAGGGUUCUCUCGCCGAGUUCAUCGUCGCAUCAUACGAGGAUGUGGCCAAGGUUCCCACCAGCGUCGACAUUGACGUUGCUGCUGGAGCCCCCACGGCUGCCUUGACAGCCUACCAGACCAUUUGUCCUCAUGUCAAGAAGGGCGACAAGAUCUUCAUCAACGGCGGCUCCGGUGGCACAGGAACAUUUGGUAUCCAGAUUGCCAAAGCUCUUGGCUGUUUUGUCACCGUCUCCUGCUCCGCUGACAAGGCGGCGCUCUGCAAAGAGCUUGGUGCCGACGAGACUAUCGAUUACACCUCAUGCGACGUCACCCAGAUCCUCAAGGAACGCGGCCAAGUCUACAAGCUUUGCGUCGACAAUGUCGGCAACUCUCCCGCCGACCUCUACACCGAGUCCGAUACUUUCCUUGUCUCCAAGGGCCAGUAUGUUCAUGUUGGCGGUGCCAUGACUCUGGACGGCGCGCGUCGACUCUCCCAGUCCCUGCUCUUGCCAAAGUUCCUUGGCGGCGGCAAGCGCAAGUUCCAGACUUUCCUCGUCAAGAAUGACCACGACGACCUUCAGCAGAUCUCAGACUGGAUAGCUCAGGGCAAGCUGAAGACCAUCAUUGACUCUACUUUUGAGUUUGAUGAAGUUCCCAAAGCCUACCUCAAGCUCAAGGGCGAGCACGGCCAGACGCCAUUUGGCAAGAUUGUCGUUCACGUUGUGCCCAAACCUUGA